ACCCGCGCGCGCGAUGCACGCCGCCGCCCGAACGAUCGCGCGACGAUGCGCGCGACGCGCGUCCGUCUCCACGUCCGUCGCGCGUCAAUUCGCGGCCGUGCCGCAGGGCGCAGGAGGCGCGACGAGCAACGCGGAUGAAUACGCGAAGAUUCGCGCGACGCACGCGAACGUGACGUGGCCGGAAAUUAUCAAUAAACCGAUCGAAGAGGUCGAUCCGGAGAUGUCGGAGAUCAUCGAGCGGGAAAAGGCGCGACAGUGGAAGGGGCUCGAACUCAUUCCUUCGGAAAAUUUCGUGUCGAAGUCGGUGAUGGACGCCGUGGGGUCCAUCAUGACGAACAAGUACUCUGAGGGUUACCCGGGAGCGCGUUAUUACGGUGGUAACGAGUUCAUCGAUAUGGCUGAGUCGAUGUGCCAAGAGCGCGCGCUCAAGGCGUUCAACCUGGACCCGGCGAAGUGGGGGGUGAACGUGCAGUCGCUCUCGGGUUCGCCCGCGAACUUCCAGGUGUACACCGCGCUUUUGCAGCCGCACGAUAAGAUCAUGGCGCUCGAUUUGCCGCACGGUGGUCACUUGUCGCACGGUUACCAAACCGACACGAAGAAGAUUAGUGCGACGUCCAUCUUUUUCACUUCCGUGCCGUACCGCUUGGACGAGUCCACCGGCUUGAUUGACUACGACGCGUGCGAAAAGACUGCGGCUUUGGUUCGCCCGAAGUUGAUCGUCGCCGGUGCGUCCGCCUACGCGCGUUUGUACGAUUACCCGCGAAUGCGCAAGAUUGCGGACAACUCCAACGCCAUCUUGCUCGCCGACAUGGCGCACAUUUCCGGUUUGGUCGCCGCGGGCGAGGUGCCGUCGCCGUUCGACUACGCCGAUGUCGUCACCACGACCACGCACAAGUCUCUCCGAGGCCCGCGUGGUGCGAUGAUCUUCUACCGUAAGGGUGAGAAGGGCAAGGAUAAGAAAGGCAACCCGAUCAUGUACGAUUUGGAGAGCAAGAUUGAUUUCGCCGUCUUCCCGGGUCUCCAAGGGGGUCCCCACAACCACACCAUCGCCGGUCUCGCGGUGGCGCUCAAGCAAGCGGCUAGCCCGGAGUUCAAGGCUUACCAAAGGCAAGUCAUGAGCAACAUGCAAGCCAUGGCGAACCGCCUCGUCCAACACGGUAUCAAGCUUGUGUCUGGGGGUACGGAUAACCAUCUCGCUUUGCUCGACUUGCGCCCGAUGGGCGUCGACGGCUCUCGCGUCGAGCGCGUCUUGGAGCUCGCGCACAUCGCGUGCAACAAGAACACCGUCCCGGGUGACGUUUCUGCCAUGGUGCCGGGUGGUUUGCGCAUCGGUACUCCGGCGUUGACCUCGCGUGGUUUCACCGAGAAGGAUUUUGAACAAGUCGCCGAGUUCAUCGUUCGCGGCAUCAAAAUCGCGCAAGACGUCAAGUCCAAGUCUGAAGGCACCAAGCUCAAGGACUUCCGCGCCGCGCUCGAGUCCAAGGAGUGGCCGGAGCUCACGCAACUGACCAAGGAUGUCGAGGAGUUCGCCACGCAAUUCCCGACCAUCGGUUUCGAGAAGGCUGAAGGCAAGUACACGCAGUCUCUGUGAGUUUUUGAAACGCGCGCGCUUUACUCUGUUCAUUUAUAUCACUCAUCAGCACGAUGAAUUACGAAAUUUGCAAUGUUCACACACCAUGAUUUUGUUUC
This is a messenger RNA of Ostreococcus lucimarinus CCE9901, 1689 nucleotides long. RefSeq lists its product with no specific name. The transcript has 3 exons. Lineage: Eukaryota; Viridiplantae; Chlorophyta; Mamiellophyceae; Mamiellales; Bathycoccaceae. Gene Ontology annotation, cellular component: cytoplasm. Gene Ontology annotation, biological process: L-serine catabolic process; folic acid metabolic process; tetrahydrofolate interconversion. The coding region runs from base 14 to 1591 and encodes 525 amino acids. Gene Ontology annotation, molecular function: glycine hydroxymethyltransferase activity; serine binding; zinc ion binding. The record is from RefSeq and is a predicted model, not a curated record.